UCCCUUUACACCUGAAAUCUUGAUCUUCCCUGCUCUGCAAUUCAAAUUUCGUUCUGGGUUUUUCGUUUUUUUCCUGUUUCGUUUCGUUUUGUCUGGCAUGAUUAUGAUUGUACUGCCAUCUGGGGGCUCUGGAAUUUAAUUUUGUGAAGUGAAAAAUAAAGGGGAAUUUAGUUUUCUGUGGUGACAUUUUUACUUCCGAAAAAUGCCAAAGGAUAGAAGAGUUCAAUCUUUGUCUUUUGAUCGGUCUAGGGCAUCUCCUUACCCUUGCAAUUCUAGUUCCAGGGAUCCCAAACCGAACAAACUUGAAAUACUUGAGGAUACAAGAGAGUGGGAGGAAGUUAGGUGCCCAAUCUGCCUGGAACACCCCCACAAUGCUGUUCUCUUGCACUGUUCUUCUUCCAAGAAGGGAUGCCAACCUUACAUGUGCAAUACAAGCUAUCGUCACUCGAAUUGCCUUGACCAGUUCCUUAAGACAUCCGCAUCUACUCCUUCAACAGAAAUAAGACAAGACAUUCCCUCUGCAGGCUUGAACUCAUCUGGAACAGCAGAGGAAGCCUCAAUGUCUGUGCAAUCCAGGCAUGAUGUGAUACUGUUGCAGCCAAAGCUUGGUUGCCCUCUCUGUCGGGGAGAAAUUUAUGGGUAUAGUGUGGUAGAAGCUGCACGUCAGUUUAUGAAUUCUAAAGUGCGUAGUUGUUCUUGUGAGAAUUGUGAUUUUAGUGGUUCUUAUUCAGAACUGAGGAAGCAUGCUCGGUCGGAUCACCCAUCUACACGGCCAACAGAGGUGGAUCCAGAACGGCAGCACGAUUGGAGAAGGUUGGAGGAUAUAAGAGGGUUUAGGGACUUCCUUACUAUUAUGCAACCUGUAACAGGGGAAGAACACAGCGAGGAAAAUGCUUCUUCCGAUUUUAUGCUCUACUUACUUUUGGGAUCAUAUCUCAUUUAUGAAGUAGAAGAAUUCCUUGUUAGUAGAGAUAGACAGCUAGUGCAUGACGAUAGGGUCUCAGGGAGACCGUUGAGAUUUAGGUAUGACAGAGAGACUAAUUAUGCCCCAAGGCAUAGAUCAAUGAAUGAUACUCGACCAGGGAGGACAAAUGCUGGCAGGCACAACAAUAUGGAGGUUAACCGUUCCUCUCGAUGGAUCGAUAGUUCACGAGCAGGAAGAGUAAACCAUGGCAGGUAUAGUAACGAGACUAAUCAUUUUCCCAGAUGGAAUGACUAUUCACGUCCUCGUACAACAAAUCCUGGCCAAGGAUUGCGGUGGCGAGGACAACAAAGGUCUAGAUUCAAUAACCAACGGUAAUAGCAGCAUCUUAGUGAUCAUACUGCUUGUCGAACAACCCUUAGUGUUUAGUUUUGAAUAUAGGACCAACAGCAUGUUUGAAGACAUAUUCAUCUUCUUUGGUCAGCAUUCAGGCUCAUGAAGCUGAGACUAGGUCCCUAGGAUAGUAAAACAAAGAAGGAGCUAAUGUAUUUUGUUACUGAAUUUUGAAGGUUCUAUCCUAGACUGAAUGGAAAGGGGUUCUGAAUCACCUCAUUUUACUGUGAAUCUCAUGUAUUUUUAAUUAAGAAAUGCAAAGUUAAUUUUAUUUUCUUUCACA
This is a messenger RNA of Pistacia vera, 1598 nucleotides long. RefSeq lists its product as uncharacterized. The record is from RefSeq and is a predicted model, not a curated record. The transcript is spliced from 3 exons. Lineage: Eukaryota; Viridiplantae; Streptophyta; Magnoliopsida; Sapindales; Anacardiaceae. Bases 203 to 1300 code for a protein of 365 amino acids.